Triplophysa rosa is the source of this 1992-nucleotide messenger RNA. Its product is annotated as zinc finger BED domain-containing protein 4-like. Gene Ontology annotation, molecular function: protein dimerization activity. The record is from RefSeq and is a predicted model, not a curated record. The coding region runs from base 556 to 885 and encodes 109 amino acids. The transcript is spliced from 2 exons. NCBI's taxonomy places the organism in Eukaryota, Metazoa, Chordata, Actinopteri, Cypriniformes, Nemacheilidae.
GGUAGAUGGCUGCGUUGACUGUGGACUUCAGAAAACACAGUGGACCAACACCAGCAGAUGACAUGGCAGCCCAAAUCAUCACCGACUGUGGAAACUUCACACUGGACUUCAAGCAACAUGGAUUCUGUGCCUCUCCACUAGGGAUGCGCCGAAUAUUCGUCCACCGAAAAUUUUCUGCCGAAAGACUUUUAUCACCAAAACAAUACGGCCAAAAUGUUGUGAUGACGCAAACAGAAACCGCGACCUGCACGUGGACCACGGAGUGAAAACAAUGAAAAGUACACUCUUAGAGUCUGUCAGCACACGUUUCACUGAGAUCUAUUCGGAUGCUCUGCACUUCAUCGCGACUGUACUUGAUCCGCGUUAUAAAGACCAUUACUUGGAUGCGGAAAUAAAGCAGCGCGCACGAGAAAUGAUCCAGGCCGCGAUGGAUGCGGAGAACACGCGUGGAGACAGAGACGGAGCAGCGCACGGAGCAGCGCAGGAGAUCAGAGCGCAGAAAAAAAGACUCGUCUCUCUGCACCAGAUGAGGGGCAUGCACUCUCGUUGUCUGAUAUGGUCAGUGAAAUCCUGCAAGAAAGUGCCUCAAAUAAUAGGCAGAUGACAAGCUCAACCGCUCAACAGCUAGAUGGUUAUCUGUCUGAAGUCCCCAUCCCCAGAAGUGAUAACCCUCUUGCCUACUGGAGAAAUAAUCACGGCCGCUCUCCUGAGCUGGCAAAGAUGGCACGCAAGUACUUGUCUGCUCCAUGCACAAGCACUGACAGCGAGAGACUGUUCAGUGUAGCAGCUCAUGUUCUCGAUGAGAAGAGGAACAGACUUCACUGUGAUAAAGCAGAGAAGCUACUCUUCAUCAAGAAAAACCUGCCACUUUACCUCAAGAAGUAGAACGGGCUUGUCUAGUGUUUAAAUAUUUAUUAUCCACUUUGCACAUCUGCAAUUCUUGGUGCAUUUGUUGUUGUUAAAGUUCUACAGUUAACAUAUGGGCUAUGGCAGUCUUUGUUUUGAUACACUAUUAUGUUGAAGGCCUACAGAGAAAAAUUUAAAAUGCACUUGACCUAAAUGCACUUUGUUUUUAUGAGAGAACAUUUAAUUUUACAACCUUUCAGCAGGCCAGUAGGCCUGUACAUUAUUAUUUAAUGUACACAUGAGUGGGGUCAAGUUAAACAUUUUAGUUUGAAUUUUAUUUUAUACUGUGCAUUGUUGCAAUGUGCUAAAUAAAUAUUUGCAUAAUUUGUAAUUGAUUUAUUCUUUGAAACUUUAAUAUUAAUUUAUGCAAUUGCAAUGCCUUGAUUUUAGUAAAGUUAGUACACAGUCAUAGCCAGUGGCGUAACUUUGUUUUGAAAAGUGGUGGGGACAAAGACGACACAAACAAUACUUUAAUAAAUUGUUUCUGUAAGAACUCGUUGGGAAUAUUCAUGGACGUCACAAGCGCGAAACAUGUAGGUAACUCCUCCAGAAAACAGUAUAAAAACUGCGCUGCUUUAUCGAUGGCUUCAGUGGUGUGACGUUAGUGCGAAAGACGCAUGACAAAUAAUAUUGACACUGCGUGAAGCAGGUUCGAAUCCGCUCAACUCACUAUUCUAAAUUUUCACAUCACAUAUCAGAUCUGCUUCCAUUUGUUUUUAAACUAUAUCAUGUUUUCAUCAAUAUAUAAUUUAAAGCAUGUUGUGCUUUAUUAUAUGUAAGGAUGGCUGUUGCUGUACAUAAUUAAACGUAUUAAUUCGUGAUGAAACAAAAACUACUGAAACGAAUGUGUGUUUUCCCCAUGUUAAAAAUGUGGUGUUUGACACAGAUUACCUGUCGGUGGGUCAAGGAUUGAGAGUUUGGGAACCCCCUGCUAAUAAGGACAAACAUUCAAGUAUACAGGGGAAACAGAUGGAAAAUAAUAUCUUUAAAAAAAUCUUAUUUUCACUUAUUACUACGGGCAUUGCCUGAUAGGCUACAAAUAUACAACAAACUUUCUAAAUUUUGUUUUGAACUCAUGAAACUACA